GAUAUUUCGUGCAACUGCGCGGAUUAUUGCCUAGAUCCUAACAGCUCUGAAAUCGAAGUAAGUUUGCUAUAAUUCGGUCUGAUAAAAAUAAUACAAUAUCAUUUCCUCUUUGUACUGAAGUCACACAGGUUCUUUUAUCACUUUAGACAUAAACAAGCUGUUACAAAAUUUUUUAGCGGCAAAAUUGAAUGAAGAAUAGGAAAGCCUGGUUCACUAACGAGAGCUGUGGUAGAAAAGUUACUUGUUAUAUUUGUGAUUUAUUCAAUUGCUCAUUCAAGGGUGUUUCAAGUUAAACGCCUUGCACUCCGUUUACCCAAGAAGCGAUUGCAAAUUGAAUAUACACCAAAGCGGGGAUCAAACUAAAAUGAGUAAUACAGAGACGUGUAAAUUGCGUUGAUUAAUAGUUUUUAUCAGUUUCCUACAUCAUCAUCUUAAAUAUUUUACUUAUUUGCCUAUUUAAAAAGAUUUAUUUCAAUCUUUACUAUUUCAUCUAUUUUGCUUAUUGCAGAAACUUAUUUGGAUUGAAAACAACCCUAUUUUCUGCAAAGAAUCCGCGACAGUUGAUAUUGAAAACAAACCGUACAUGAAGCUCUGUUUCUUUGAAUGUUGUCGCACAUGUAAUGGACAAUACCACAAUUGUGUGCAGAAAUCGGCCCGACAGACCUGUUUGAAGACAGCUUAUGAGUGCGCCAGUGAAUGUUCUAAGAAAAGGUCACUGAACAUAACUAUUAAAGGAUGGUAA
Messenger RNA from Porites evermanni, 742 nucleotides. The record is from the annotation of a GenBank genome assembly. Lineage: Eukaryota; Metazoa; Cnidaria; Anthozoa; Scleractinia; Poritidae.